GAGAAAGAUGGAGGCCUUUUCGGAAGGCGCGGCGCCGGUGGAGGGGGAGCGGGUACCGCCCGCUGCCGGCCUCUCCGCCCUGGUUCCCGACUGGCUGCAUCAGCGAGAAGCGGAACGGCGAGAGGAGGCGGAGAAGAGGCGGCGAGAACGGGACGCGCAGUCGGUGUUGGAAGAGCAGAGCGAUUUUUUCACCGCCUCCUUUGCCCGCGAGCGGGAGGCCAUCGAAGCGCUGCUGUGGUCGGAGCCGGCUCAGGAUGCCGAAGCGGAUGCCGAAUCCGUAUCUGAAGCGGCUCGGCGGCUGCAGGAUCUGCAGCGGCUGCUGACGGAUUCGGUGCGCUUCUUAGCUCCGUAUGAGGUGCGGCAGGCCCAGGCGGCGCUGAGCAAGCUACAGGGCGCGCUGUCGGAGAGGCGCCUCCAGUUGAAGCCGAAGAAACGCUUCGCCUUCACCAAAGCCCUCAAAAAAGACACGCCCUUCGCUCCGUCCAAGCCGCCCGCUCAGCAUCCUCCACCGGAAAGCUCCGCCAAAGACCAGAAGGAAGCGGCGACCUCCGCGCCGCUGGACCCCAGUUGCGGCUUCAGCCGGGCCGAGGGGCGAACCCUGGAGCUCGGCCCGACCGACCUCCUGCAGCAGGACGUGGUGCUGUCCCACCUCAGGCGCUGCCGGGUGCUGUUACGCGGCAACCCCAACACGCUGCUGGUGCUCGACUGUCAUGACUGCACCAUCCUGUGCGGACCCGUCUCCACCUCGGCGCGAGUGGAUGGGUGCAGCGGUUGCCUCGUGGCCCUCGCCUGCCAGCAGCUCCGGACCCACCGCGCUACGGAGACGAGCUUCUACGUGCAAGUGACUAGCCGAGCGAUGCUGGAGGACUGCAGCGCCGUGCGCUUCGCCCCGUACUCGUGGGAUUACCCGGGCAUGGAUGCCGAUUUCAAAACCGCUGGGCUUGACCGAAGCAAGAACAACUGGGACCAGGUGGACGACUUUAAUUGGCUGGCCAAGAAUCAGGCCUCCCCGAAUUGGUGUGUGAUCCCCGAAAAGGAGCGGAUCACGGAUUGGAAUUGAGUUAACAGCCUUGCAUUUGUAGAAGACUUCCAAAACAGCCGUAUUGAAAAAGAGGAGAGACUUUUAGAAAGGCAGAACUAAAGCUGCAGUAAAUAGUCCUGAAUGACGUUUGGAAUCUCUUUGAUUGGGUUGCCAAAACACUUGUCCUGAUAGCCUUUCACUGUUUGCCUGCUAUCUGAUUCUGUAUCCUGGUACUAAAGUUUAGUGUUGUGUAUGCUGUGGUUCUUUCUACAGAUUUGCAAAUGUACUUGUAAGAUUAUGUUUUUGUCCUCUUAGGAAGAAAAUGUCUGGGGCUGAAGAUUUUAACUUCUUCUAAAAUGUUACCCAGUUAGUAACUUGCUCACUUAAAUGCUGAAUAAAAUUGCUAUUAAUUUACACAUUG
This is a messenger RNA of Thamnophis sirtalis, 1442 nucleotides long. It is a transcript of the gene TBCC, whose product is annotated as tubulin folding cofactor C. Gene Ontology annotation, cellular component: cytoplasm. Gene Ontology annotation, molecular function: tubulin binding. The record is from RefSeq and is a predicted model, not a curated record. Lineage: Eukaryota; Metazoa; Chordata; Lepidosauria; Squamata; Natricidae. Gene Ontology annotation, biological process: post-chaperonin tubulin folding pathway; tubulin complex assembly.